AAUCUCGAAGCACCUGCAAGUCUCGCGAGAUUGUCAUGAAUUCGGAUUUUUCGCAUCAGUUUUGCAUCAAAUACAGCCAAAAUAACCACAAUCUCGACAUCUAAGUCUGAGUCGGACAUUCAUUUCAAACUAUUGAUUGUGACCCAGAAAAACUCAAGUUGUUUGUACUGAGCAACAACAUCUGUUGUCAAAAUGGCUUUCUCUUUUGGACAAACCAGCACUGCAACGCCAGCUUUCAGUUUUGGGGCGACCACCAACACCACUGUAGCCACCACGAGUGCUGCCCCAGCCUUUGGAUUCGGAGCUGCAGUGGCAUCUACUGCUACUCCAGCUGCAAGUACUGGCUUUAAUUUUAGUGGAUUUGGAGCCAAGACAACAGCAUCCACUUUAGGUUUUGGCUCAACUGGCUUUGGGACGACAACUACAGCAGCAACCAAUCCAUUUGGUUUUGGCGCUUCAACAGCAAAAGGAUUUGGAACAACAGGAACUGCCACCACAGGAUUUGGCUUUGGCAGUACAGCUGGAACGAGUACUGGGACAGGGUUCAGCUUUGGAACAGCCACCACCAAUCCUGCUACUGGAUUUGGGUUUGGAACUGGCUCAACUCUUGGUGCUACCACUGGGUUUGGGACAACCACUGGCCUUGCAGGUGCAACUGGUUUAGGCCAAACCCAACAACCAACUGUAGACAGUAACUUGGCUAACAUGGUGACAGCAGUUUCCAUGCCAACAGUCUAUGGGGACGAGAGAGACUCGCUGCUUGCCAAAUGGAAUCAACUGCAAGCAUUCUGGGGAACAGGCAAAGGCUACUUCAGUCAGACUGGUGCUGUAGUCUUCUGUCCAGAGAAUUCUUUUUGUAGAUUCAAAGCUGUGGGUUACAGUUGCCUCCCAGCUUCCCGAAAUGAGGACGGUUUAGUUGGUAUCUUUUUCAAGAAGAAAUAUUCCGAGGUCAGCAGUAACCAGCAGCAGAUCGUGGACAGUCUUCAUAAGAUCCUUGGGAGCAAGCCGACAUUAUCUGUUUGUGUGGAUGGCUUGAAGCCUUUACCUGAUGAUAAGGCUGAGCUGAUCAUCUAUGUUCUAGAGCGACACCCGAUAGGCACGACCAGACGUAUCCCAGCAACCGAACUGAACAGCUUCCUUAUCCAGUCUAACAUCGCCUCCCAGCUCCAGAGUCAAUUGGCCGUUGAGACGGUCAUCCCCAAAAUGGGGUUUUCAGAGGAGCAACUUAAACAGUACUUAGAUACUCCUCCUGCAGGCAUCGAUCCAUUACUAUGGGACCAGGCCAAGCUGGAUAACCCAAACCCUACAAAACUCAUACCGGUCCCAAUGAUUGGUUUCUCCGAGUUACAUAAACGACUUCAGCAUCAAGAACAACAGACCAAGUUACACCAGAACAGAUUAGAUAUUAUCUCAAGUGAUAUAGCAGAGUUACAGCGUAAACAUUCAAACACGAUAGCAAGGACAGAACAGUACAAACGGAAAUACCUCGAGCUAGGUCACCGAGUCCUGAAGGUGAUGGUACGGCAGGAGACACAACGGAAGCUAGGCUAUGCCAUCCAGGCAGACGAGGAGCAACUACGUGUUGGGCUAGAGACGAUACAGGCAGAGCUCAAUGCCCCAACACAGUUUAAAGGUCGGCUGAAUGAACUGAUGUCACAGAUUCGGAUGCAGAAUCAGACAUUGUCGGCUCGUGCGGACAUUCCUUGUCAGAUGGAUCCAGCAUUCCAACAAGAAGUUAAACAGCACCUCAAACAACAACAAGAAGGAUUACAGCAUUUAAUCAACAUCAUCAAAGAAGACUUGGGUGAUCUACAGUUGGUCGAGCAAGGUCUGGCAGAUACGACACUCUACAGGAGAUGAUGUUUAACCCUCGGAGGACGAGACAUUUAGAACAUUUCAGAAAAUAAAGCGUUUAUUGAAAAAUAUAGCUGAUAGUGUCACCAUCAGACAGUGCUGAUCAAGACCUUUUCAACGAAUGGUCAUGUUAUUUAUUUUGACAAUUCCUACUUUUUGUAACGGUUGGUAACGGCUUAGUAAAAGUCUUUCAAAUUUGAUCGGCUUUAUGAGAGGAAAUGAUAUUUGUACUCUUUGAUUGUAAACUGAUUGUAGUUGUUCCAGUGAGUAUUGGUCUCAAUUAUGACUGCCCAUGUAUAGUUUAUGUAACGAAAUAAAGAAUGGAUUUUGUAA
Molecule: messenger RNA, 2187 nt
Organism: Lineus longissimus
Lineage: Eukaryota; Metazoa; Nemertea; Pilidiophora; Heteronemertea; Lineidae
Product: nucleoporin p54-like
Exons: 10
Coding region: 193-1860 (555 amino acids)
Biological process (GO): NLS-bearing protein import into nucleus; nuclear pore organization; protein localization to nuclear inner membrane
Cellular component (GO): nuclear pore; nuclear pore central transport channel
Molecular function (GO): structural constituent of nuclear pore
Source: RefSeq, a predicted model, not a curated record